AUGAGGAUUUUUUCUUUGUUGGCUGUGGCCUUGGUCCGCAGUGUCGCUGAAUUUACUUUGGGUGCAUUGACGGCUGCUUCCAUAUAUCCAGAUGGCUUUGUAGCAAUCAUCGCUGCCCAUUUUGACUUCCGGAAGCACUUCGAGCCGGAUCUGCGAGCCAGGCUUGGUGAGCCGAUCAUUGCACUAACUGGUGGACUUCAUCAAAACAUGCCCACUGUAAAGCUACGGCACAAAGACACCCAAAUGAUCACUGCCGUUGGUGUGUCCAAUGCAUUGGAGUUGAUUUUGGGCCUGGAUAACGAGCCAUCGGUGACAGGCUUGAUCGGUGCGACGAUCUCCGGCGUCACACUGCCAGUAGGGACCAUUUCUUCUGCGCGGAAGGUUCCGCAGAUCUCCCCUUCAGCGACAGCUUCACCGCUCUCCAACAAGGAGACCUUUCCCUAUUUCCUGCGAACUCUUCCAGCAGACACUGGGCAAGCCUCGGCCUUGUGGCAUUGGAUCCUGGAAUUUCAGGUGCCAUCUGCGACCUGUGUGUAUACUACUGAUACCUAUGGCUCGGAACUCUAUGAAGCAACCAAGGAGCUCGCGCGGCAGUCUGGCGAGUCGGAACGCAUUCAAGGUCAAGCUCUCCGACAAAUGCAGCAGAGCUUCGUGGUUGACGAGGCCCGUCUCGUAGCUCGAAACUUGGCUUUGCCGGAGAACUCUCCACAUCUUUCCAAUUCUUUCCAGUUUUUGAGCCAGCUUGGCCAGUUUGGCCGGGCCUUCUCGGCCAAGAAUGUCGCGCUCAAUCGAUUUGUGACGAAGCCAGGAACUGUCAAGCAGAUUGGAUCUCGAUUCAUUCUUCUUUAUACCUUCACCAGCACGCUCAAGAAAUUUCUGCCUAUAUUGGAUGAGGAGGGCAUGCUGGGGCCUGACUGGCAGUAUUUCGCUUCUGACUCUUCGGUUUCAAUCGGCUUACUUGAGCUACUGCCAGCUGGUUGCUUUCUGAUCAGUUUCGUGAACAAAGGGCCUUUGUAUCCCAAAUUUCAGGAGCUCUUGUCCAAGAUGGACUUGGAUGAUUGGAUAGGUCCUAACUCGACAGAGCGAUAUAAACUGGAAGCCAACUUGAUUGAUGCGGUGCAUCUCAAUGCGUCAAUGCAACAUAUCACGACAGAUCCAUACGCCUCCUUCGCUUUUGAUGCCACGUAUACCUUUCUGGUCGCAGCCAACAAUCUAAUGCACCAGGGUCUCAAUGAAUCUGAGAUCUACGGCGAAGUUCUCCUCGAGGAGUUGCGACGAACUCAAUUCUUUGGAGUGUCAGGAGAAGUGAGUUUUGACGAGAAUGGAGAUCGUGCCGCCUCCUAUGAAAUCUUGAAUGUGGUCAGUGGGGCAGAGGACCCGAAGACUGUGGCCAUCUUCAGCGUGUCGACAAAGCAAUUCACCUUCUUGGACAACCUGACUUGGAUGGACGGCAGCGUUGGAAACUUCCUACCCCGACAUCUGGUGUCCUGUGACCCGGGCUUCUACAAGGAGGAAAAAUUCAGCCCCUGCAAACCCUGCCCCAAAGGCACCCGAUGCGCCGGAGGAGAAGAUUCCUUCAGAAAUUGUCCCAGAGGGUCUUUCUCCAAUGCUACUGGCAGCGUGAACUGCACUUUGUGCCCGGAAGGUUCUUUUGCAGCAGAUGUGGGCUCUGUAGCAUGUAGCCUAUGCACUUCGGGUUUUGUCGCCAAUGAUACAGGCCUGGAGUCGUGUAGUCCAUGUAGCAGAGGAAACUACAUGCCUUUCUCUGGUGGGACCAACUGCUUGGAAUGUGGCUUGAAUCGAAUCACAGAAGCACCUGGUGCCACAUCCGAGUCGCAGUGCCGCUGUGAUGAAGGUCUCUUCUUCUGUGCUCCAGAGCUGGGGACAGUUGGCGCACGUGGCUGCAAAGCAUGUCCCAGUGGUUUGCAUUGCCCAGGGGGGCUAGGCACACCCAUGCAAGAGGCAGGUCGCUGGACAUAUCCCAUGCAGGGAACCGCGUGUGACUUUGCAGUGCUUAGCUGUCGCAAUGAUAACCAAUGCCCUCAAGGGGCCUUGGGUGUUUGUGCAGAAGGCCGGGAAGGAAAGGCAUGCAACAACUGCAAAGAGGGCUAUUUCCCCCUUGAGAAUGGCACUUGCCAAAAAUGCCAAGAAGCUGACUUGCUACCAGCAAUCGCCAUCUUUAUUCUGAUUCCCAUGGCGAUAAUCCUCCUUAGUUGCUUCAACAUGGAUCCGAACCAACAAAGCUCCUUGGCGGAAUACACUCGUGCCAUUUGGUGUUUGAAUCUGUUGACUGCAGCGGCAGUGACGAGUCAAAUCAUAAUGAGCGUGCAAGCCUUAGGCUCAAUUCGCCAGCUUUCGAUUGAAUGGCCAGUCCCAGUGAAGAGCCUCAUUGACUUGACCAGGCUUUUGACCUUCAACCUCGACAUCAUCAAAGUUGGGUGCGUUUAUGGGAAUGACAGUCCUAUCUUGAAGUUCACGAGCCAAAUACUGAUAUGUCCAGUCGGAUGUUGCCUCAUUUGUCUUGGCUGGCUGAUCCAACAAAUUGAUCGACGCUCUAAAAUGUCCUGGACGGAGUCAUCAAUCUCUGCGGACUGCUGUUUUUUGCACUCUUUUUAUCCAUUACCCUCAGCACGAUGA
This is a messenger RNA of Cladocopium goreaui, 2637 nucleotides long. NCBI's taxonomy places the organism in Eukaryota, Dinophyceae, Suessiales, Symbiodiniaceae. The record is from the annotation of a GenBank genome assembly.